CCCACUCCUCUGUCACUUCCUGAUUCCCGCUUCCUGCUUCCCAGAGGCUGGGAUCCGGAGCCGCCCGAGGUCGCCGCCGCAGUCCCCGGCGCCCCUGGCGAGCGGAGAGCGGUGAGCGACAUGUCCUUCCGAAAAGUGGUGCGGCAGAGCAAAUUCCGGCAUGUAUUCGGUCAGCCGGUCAAGAAUGACCAGUGCUACGAGGACAUCCGAGUAUCCCGGGUUACCUGGGACAGUACCUUCUGUGCAGUCAAUCCCAAGUUCCUGGCAGUGAUUGUGGAAGCCAGCGGCGGGGGUGCCUUUAUGGUGCUCCCUCUGAACAAGACGGGCCGCAUUGACAAGGCCUACCCAACAGUGUGUGGGCACACGGGACCUGUUCUGGACAUUGACUGGUGUCCCCACAACGACGAAGUCAUUGCCAGUGGAUCAGAGGACUGCACUGUCAUGGUAUGGCAGAUUCCAGAGAAUGGGCUGACCUCCCCUCUGACAGAGCCAGUAGUGGUACUUGAGGGGCAUACCAAGCGUGUGGGCAUCAUCACCUGGCACCCCACAGCCCGAAAUGUGCUUCUCAGUGCAGGUUGUGACAAUGUGGUGCUUAUCUGGAACGUGGGCACUGCAGAGGAGCUGUACCGUCUGGACAGCUUGCACCCCGACCUCAUCUACAACGUGAGCUGGAACCACAAUGGCAGCCUCUUCUGCUCAGCUUGCAAGGACAAGAGCGUCCGCAUCAUCGACCCCCGGCGGGGCACCCUGGUGGCAGAGCGGGAGAAGGCUCAUGAGGGGGCCCGGCCCAUGCGGGCCAUCUUUCUGGCCGACGGCAAGGUGUUCACCACCGGUUUCAGCCGCAUGAGUGAGCGGCAACUGGCACUCUGGGACCCAGAAAACCUUGAGGAGCCCAUGGCCCUGCAGGAGCUGGAUUCAAGCAAUGGGGCCCUAUUGCCCUUCUAUGACCCAGACACCAGCGUAGUCUAUGUCUGUGGCAAGGGUGACUCCAGCAUCCGGUACUUUGAGAUCACAGAUGAGCCCCCCUACAUCCACUUCCUGAAUACGUUUACCAGCAAAGAACCCCAGAGGGGUAUGGGUAGCAUGCCUAAGAGGGGCUUGGAGGUCAGCAAGUGUGAAAUUGCCCGGUUCUACAAACUGCAUGAGCGCAAGUGUGAGCCCAUAGUCAUGACUGUGCCAAGAAAGUCCGACCUUUUCCAGGAUGAUCUGUACCCUGACACAGCUGGACCUGAGGCUGCUCUUGAGGCAGAGGAUUGGGUGAGCGGGCAGGAUGCCGAUCCAAUCCUCAUCUCACUACGGGAAGCCUAUGUGCCCAGUAAACAACGGGACCUGAAGGUCAGCCGGCGCAACGUGCUGUCAGACAGCAGGCCUGCCAGUUCCAGCCGCCCAGGAGCCUCCACAGCUGCUGCAAUUGCUGAUGUCCCCAGUGGCACCCUUGCUGGGGCUGGUGAAGCUGGGAAGCUGGAAGAGGUGAUGCAGGAGCUUCGGGCACUUCGGGUGCUGGUCAAGGAACAGGGGGAGCGUAUCAGCCUCCUGGAGGAGCAGCUGGGCCGAAUGGAGAAUGGGGAUACAUAGGACCACCAUGGACCUACUCCCGAUAUUGCCGCCGCCUCC
Acomys russatus (golden spiny mouse) is the source of this 1614-nucleotide messenger RNA. It is a transcript of the gene Coro1b, whose product is annotated as coronin 1B. Gene Ontology annotation, molecular function: actin filament binding. Gene Ontology annotation, biological process: cell migration; actin filament organization. The transcript has 11 exons. The coding region runs from base 121 to 1575 and encodes 484 amino acids. The record is from RefSeq and is a predicted model, not a curated record. Lineage: Eukaryota; Metazoa; Chordata; Mammalia; Rodentia; Muridae.